UACUGUGGCAUAUUUCUGUUUCGGAGACGACCAAUUUAUCGACAGGAUGGGACUUUUCCUCCGUGCUCUCAUCAUCGCAUCACUGGUGUCCUUGUCCGUCCAGUCGGACGUAAAAUUUCGCACGAAGAGUUUGCCGAAAGGAUACAUUUCUCUGGAGAGCACCACGGAUACCUGUUACGUAAUGUUUAACAAUGAGACAUUAGAACGGGUACGACGACUAAAACAAGAGCUUGAGCAGGGGAAAUUCGACGUCCUUGUGGUGCAAAUCCAUCUUAAUGAAACGAAGAAUGUUUCUGAUAUAGUUUUGACAAUGUCAAAUUCCGAUGGAUUGUCUCUGUCUAAGGACAGGAAUCUCGUGAUGACAUCCUAUCUACAGAAAUCAACAAAGAUCGAACACAUCCAGACCAACAUGACAUGUAUUCCUCGUAUUGAUCAGGCCAUCAAUGGUGUCGCAAAGGGUGUCGCCUUUGAUUUCGCUGGAAAUUUAUUCGACGUUCUUGGUGGUAUAAGUGAAAAUAGUGAGCAGGCAUGCAACGGAACAGGUAACUGUACUAAAACCUGUGGUAAGGCGGUAGAUGAACCGUUUCUGGUCAACCUGACCUAUAUCUGGGUAGUCAUCAUUUUGCUCUAUAGUCCAAAUCUCGUGUACGUGUUUUAUGACGCGCUACACAUCAAAGAUGAUAAUCUCACGCGCUAUCACAAAAAGGACUGGCCAUACAGCGUGAAAAGGUUUGUCCUGAAAGUGUCGUACUACAUGGUGACCUUCUGUCCACUCUUCACAAAGUAUCUGAACAGACGUCCAGUCACCAGGUCUUUGUUACUUAUGUGGAUGGUCGGUAUCCUUGUCCAGAUACUGAAUGUGCGGCUUCAGAUGUCCGAGUUAUCGUCUAAGUUAGCCUACAAGGAGCUCGAUGUUUGGAUGUACGACUCCCUUUCACGAGAGAUGCGCUAUCAGAUAUAUGGCGCUAUUGUUGUCGUCGGGAUGAUCAUCACACUAAUACUUCUCCAUGUCAUUCCAACAGCGACAUUUAAACAUCUUUUAGACGAUCCCCAUAUAUUCAUGCUUUCAUCCAUCGGCACUUCCAAAACCUUAUUCGUGAAGAAAUCAAAAUUAAAAGAUUUCCUGAAACACGAGGAGAAAAGAAAACUAACAGAUGGCCACACUAUGAUAGCCAUGCACGCCGAGCGGUUUAUGAUUAUUUUCAAUACUCGAUUCUGGUUUCUGCUUAUAAAGGAAUCGUUUUCAGGUUUAAUAUACAGAAACAGACGUAUAUCUUGGAAUUGUAUAACAUUCGUACCUGUAUUUGUAUUAUGUUUGUUAUUCUUCACACUCAAUAUAGCGGUCAAUAUCCUGUGGGGAUUUCUCCCACUUUUAGGCCUCUUUUUCUCAUGUUUAACUUUAGUUAACUCUUGGUUAGAACUAUUUCGCGUUUGUUUCCUUGCGGUAUAUUUCACUUUUUUCGUGAUUAUAAUAUUUGGCAAUAACCUGGUGUUUGUAUUUAACAUUAUAAUAUACACGACACUCUACACUAUCCCAUGCUCCUCGUUCGAUGAUUUAUCUCAAUAUUUUAUGGUAUUUCCAGUUCUAUUGUACUUGUGUUUUUACUGGCGGAGUUUCACUGGAUUAUAUAGGACGAUGUUAGAAUAUAUGUUUAAGUUAAAAUUGGAUGCCGAUUCUGACAAGGACAUUGAUCACAAACGUAUUCAUAAAAUCCAUCAAGGUCGUAGUGCCAGCAACGAGAAACUGACUAAAUCGGAAGUGGCCCAAACUAUCUCGAUCAAGGAAUUCGAUUUUGUUUGUAAUGAGUGUUCACCUGUCAGAAAGAAAGUUUUGAAACUGUUGAUAAAGAUAAUGAUGACCGGGAUAUUCAUGCUCCUAACGUUAACAGUUCUGUUUCUAAGGAGUGAGAUUGACACUUUUUCUAAAGCGGCAAAGACAGUGGCUUUUAUAGUAAUCGUGUUAUUGCCCCGAGUUAUAGAGAAGUUAUGGUCGGAUGACGAGGCAACAAAACAGGAGGAACUAGAGGAAAAGAUAUCUGAAGCUGUUUGUCGAUGGAGAUUUGAAACAUGUGUUGAUGAGGAGGAUAGGUGCGCCAUAGAGGUGGAAAAUGUGAACUGUACCUGGUGGAAUGUUUGUAAGGAGGAUAGGGAGAUCUCGGAUAGAAUACACAACAGAGAACAGAUGUAUGGUCUAAACGAAGGAUCUGUUACCAUGCUCAACACGAAAACAGAAAGUCAAAACAUUUGAUAUACUAACAGUGGAAACUUACUGUAAAUAUUGAAAAAACUGAAGUCGUUGUUUUUCGAAUAGGUGGUAUAGUUCAUUGCAAUGAGAAAUGAACAUAUCAGGGUAGUGACCUUGCUUGUGUAAAUGAAUUCACAUAUUUAGGAGUAAAUCUGAAAUUUAAUAAUAAAUUCAACAGUAUUCAAAUACAGCUAUCAAAUCAGGGUCGGAAAGCAAUGUUUGCACUUUUUACAAAAUGUAAUCACAUGAAAUCAAAUAUUGAAACUAUGCUUCAUGUUUUCGAUACAUAUGUGGAAGUAUCUUAAGCUAUAGUUGCGAGAUAUCGGGAUCGUCAAAGGCAAUUGACAUUGAAAAGGUCCACACACACUUUUGCAAAAGAAUACUUAAUGUAAAAAAAAUCAACCUCAAAUGCGAUGGUAUAUUGUGAACUAGGUCGUUUUCCACUACAAUAUUACAGGAAACUAAGGAUAAUUAAGUACUGGUUUAAGUUAAUUACUACACGAAAUUGUAUUUUGAAUCGUGCAUAUGGAUUUUUAAGAAAUUGUAAUACAAGAAUUUGUUUCAAUUGGGUAACUUUUAUUAAAAAUGAACUUUUUUCGCGUGGCUUUGGAUAUGUGUGGGAAAACCAGCAAAUGUAUGCAAGCUAUAUCGACAUUAUUUUGCCAGUUAUUAAGCAGAGAAUUUUUGACCAAGCUCGGCAACACCUACACCAUUUAUUAGAGUCAUCCUCAAAAUGUCACAUAUAUAUACAUCUUGUGGACAUUGUAAUAUUACCUUUUUAUCUUACCAAAUAUAUUCCUAAAAGAUUUAGAAUUGGUCUUUUAUUAGCAUUUAUUAGCAUAAAUAAUGGACGCAGGCUUGUAGCCUCUAUAUCCAUAUCAAUAUCAAUACAUAGUAUAAUAUAAAUAUUUCCUGUGUAAUUAAUGGCUUUAUAUUAGUUCCUGUACAUUCAUGAACAAAAACGGUUAUUUUUCCAAUGAUCAUCUAACAUUAUUUCAAAUUUAAUGACAGAAUCAGCAUUGACAACAAUUUGUGGCAAGCUAUUCCAUAAAUCAAUAACUCGGUAUGUUAAAAAUGUUUCCUUCCAUCAAGACGACAUCGCUUUUUGAAUAUUUUCUUAUCGUGACCUCUGGUUCUACUCAUCUUGUCCAUUUGGAAAAAAGUUUUUUGUUAUUCUACUAUCGUAUAUGUUAUUUACUAUCUUAAAAACGUUAAUCAUAUCUCCUCUGGUCCUACGGUGCUGUAGCGUUGGGAGAUUUAACCGUUGUAGCCGUUCCGGGUACGAGAUAUUUUUAAAUCCAGGGAUCAGUUUUGUUGCCCUUCUCUGCACAUUUUCAAUGAGUUCUAUAUCUUUUACUUUUGAUGGGUUCCAAACACUUGCAGCAUACUCAAGGUGGGGUCUAUCUAGAGCUUUAAAUAGCAUUUUGAACAUGAGUUCGUCCAGAUACACGAAAGAUCUUCUUAUCAGUCCAACUAUACUGUUAGCUUUAUUGACAAUUAACUGUAUGUGCGUUUUGAAGUUUAAAUCCUCAUCUAUGGUGACACCAAUGUCCUUUUCGUUCUUGACAUGUUCCAGUUGGAUUCUUUCUCCUCCCGAUCCUUCCAUAUAGUAUUUUCGUUUUUGAGUUGCUUUAAGCGAAAGAACUUUACAUUUAUUAGGGUGGAAUUUCAGUAGGCAUUCGUCGGACCAAUUUUGAAGAUUAUCCAAAUCGUUCUGGAGUAUUUUAACAUCCUCGCUAUUGCUUAUUUGUCUGUAUAAUUUGGUAUCAUCAGCAAAGAGUGGCGAUUGGGACACUGGUAUUUCUGGUAGAUCGUUGAUAUAUACAACAAAUAAUAUUGGGCCCAAUACACUUCCCUGGGGGAUACCACUCAUUACCGGGUACGAUUUAGAGGAUUCUCCGUUGACUAUUACUCGCUGGCAUCUAUUUCUUAAGAAGUCUUUUAUCCAAUUAACAACCUGAAGGCUAACACCAUAUCCUGACAAUUUCCUCAAUAAACGUUGGUGUGGCACUUUAUCAAAUGCCUUCAUGAAAUCCAUGUAUAUAACAUCUAGCUCCCCGCCCUUGUCUAUUAUCUCUGUCCAAUUUUCCAGUACUGUUAGCAAUUGUAGUUGAGUUGACCUUCCAGAUAUAAAACCAAAUUGUUUGGGGCUUAGAAAGUUAUUUUUAUCCAUAUGUUCAACAAUGCUAUCUCUCACUAAUUUUUCGAGUGUCUUAACUAUUACGCUUGUCAGGCUUACAGGUCUGUAGUUACCCGGGUCAGAUUUGGAUUCUUUUUUGUAGAUGGCGGUUAUGUUUGCCUCUUUCCAAGCUUGGGGUAGUUUUCCUUCUGAUAAUGAUUUGUUAAGAAUAUCUGCCAAAGGUGAACUUAUAUUGUUUCUGAUCUCUUUUAGAAUUUUUGGGUGCAUUCUAUCUGGUCCCUGUGAUUUGUUUUCAUUUAGGUUCUCGAGUAAUUUUUCCACGACAUUCUGAUUACAAACAAUUUCUUUAAAAGGGUAGCUUGGAUUCCUGUUUUCAAACUCUGGUAGGGCCCCGGGGGGUUCCUUUGUAAAAACACUACUGAAAAAAAUGGCUAGAACUUCGGCCUUUUCCCUGUCUGUUACUAAGAUACGUCUAUCUGCGCAUUGUUUAGCCAUUGAAGCUGGUAGAUAUAAUAAUACUCCAAGAUUAAGACGAUUUUGUAAUAUGUAUAAUACUAGACAACAAAUUGAAGAUGAAUAUCAUUUUAUUCUUGAAUGUAAUAGUUAUAGAAAUUUAAGGAAAAAGUACAUCAAACGUUAUUACUGGAAUAACCCACCUGUUUUUAAAUUAAUUCAGCUAUCCAGAGUACAAAAUGUAAAGGAACUGUGUUCUCUAGGAAAAUAUAAACAUGAAGCUACUAAAUUAAGAAAUAAUUACUAAACCAAUCAUUGAUGUUAUGAUGUCUCAUUCUCUAUAUGUUAUGUCCUGUUGUAUACGCCAUGCUGUAAUUUAUGUAUUUCAUGUACAAUGUUUUUGUGACUGCCGAUGAUAGGCCGUACGGCCGAACGUAAUAAAAGAAUUGAAUUGAA
This is a messenger RNA of Pecten maximus, 5294 nucleotides long. RefSeq lists its product as uncharacterized. The record is from RefSeq and is a predicted model, not a curated record. The coding region runs from base 47 to 2248 and encodes 733 amino acids. The transcript has 2 exons. NCBI's taxonomy places the organism in Eukaryota, Metazoa, Mollusca, Bivalvia, Pectinida, Pectinidae.